AUGGAUUGUACAGAUGCUCCUCAGGUCAUUGAGCACUUGAAGGAGCAGCUGAAUUUUACACCCUUCGACACCCGAUGGGUCCCUCAGAGUGCCCGCUUUGUGGUGUUGGGGCAGUACCCCCGCGCCACCGGCUGCAUCCGUGUGUGCCAGCUGAACAAGGGCAAGUCUGAGAAGCUGGCCGAGACGGAGCAGCCGAAGGGCUUCAAGUGCGGUACCUUCGGGGCAUCCUCCAUCGAGGAUCGCCAUCUAGCUACCGGCGACUACGCGGGCGGGUUGGCCUUGUGGGACCUCGAGAACAUGAAGAAGCCCAUUUGGAGUGUGAAGGGCCAUGACCUGAUUGUCAACGCCAUCGACGGCUGUGGAGGCCUGGGCAUUGGCAGCGGCGCUCCCGAGCUUGUAACGGGAAGCCGGGAUGGUACUGUCAGGGUCUGGGACCCCCGCACGGAGGACCCGGUGCUGUCGCUGGAGCCCGUGGAGGGCGAGACGCCCGCGGACUGCUGGACGGUGGCCUUCGGCAACUCCUACAACGACGCAGAGCGAUGCAUCGCUGCAGGAUACGACAAUGGCGAUGUCAAGAUCUUUGAUCUGCGGACCAACACUCUUAGAUGGGACACCAACGUCCGCAACGGCGUGUGCCACCUGCAGUUUGACCGGAAGGACAUCCGGAUGAACAAGCUGGGUGUCUCCACCCUGGAGUCCACCUUGGUGGUCUACGACCUGCGCACGUAUCAUCCUACCGAGGGCUACGCUGGCAGAAAAGAGAAGGUGACAAAGAGUACCUUGUGGGGCGCCCACUUCCUGCCGCAGAACCGGGAAGUCUUUGCCUCUUGUGGCGGCAAUGGCACCAUCACCCUCUUCAAGUACUCCUAUCCGGAGGAAAGGUCCAUCAAGGACAAGGAGGGCAUUGAGCGUGGAGUCGCAGGCACAGUGGAGAUGCUGAAUCAGAAGGAGCUCUCCACGCAGCCGGUGAUUUCCUUUGAUUGGCACAUGAACAAGACCGGCCUCUGUGUGUUUGCAUGCCUCGACCAGACUUGCCGUGUGGCCAUUUGCACCAAGCCGGCGCCCCAGGGCAACACUGGUCCGAGUCGGUAUAAGCAAGCAUCGCCCAAAGUGCCGAAGGCGACGCCGGGGAAGGUCUCGAGCGUCAACGGUGAGACACCCAUCAAGGAAGCCAAAGACAGCUGUGUCACUCUCAGCACAGGGCGGCGACUGAAGCCCUCGCUGCUGGGGGGGCUGGUGGUGAGAUACGCCCCGUCCUUCGGGGCGUCGGGCUCCCGUCUCUUUGCCGCCUGCGGCAAAGUGGUGCAAAUGUAUAGCGCCAGGACAAGGCGGCCCUUGGGCAUGUUGCCCCACGAGUCGCCAGUGACCGCAGUUUGUGCAGGGGCCAAGCGCUCCGACUGCGCCCAGCCGUUGGCCACUGGCACCUUGUCAGGGGAGCUCUGCAUUUGGGAUGGCAAAGGAACGCGCUUCUCGAGACUGGACAUGGGCAAGCCGGUGCUAGAUAUUCAUUGGCCUCUAGAGGGCAAGAUCAUCGUGACUCUCGGCCAGAGGGGCGGCGACGCCUCCACGGAGCGGGUAGAGCUCAAGUCCUUGGACUCCCUGAGGCGGAGUGGAGAGCUGCCAAUCAGUGCCUCCUGCUGCGGGCCCAGCGACGUGCAGGAGGAGAUGGUGGCACUCAUCGAUGGCAAGGACCUCUGCAUGUGGGCUGAGGGCUGGAGUACCUGCAGAAGGUACUCCCACAAGAGAGAUUUGACUGCGGUGUCUAUCGAUCCCCACAGGAGAUACGUGGCGGUGGGCGACCAGUUGGGCGUUGUGUGGACAUGGUGGGGUGUGCACGAGGAGAAAGUGGAUCAGACUCUGCUGGUGCCGGCUCGCUGGCAUUGGCACGCCCGUCCUGUGCGCACCCUGGCACACAGCGGCCCGCUAAUGCUCAGCGGCGGUGACGAAGGUGUGCUGUGCAUUCGCAACAUGGAAGAUGAGAACGUGAACUUCAUCCCCCGCUUCCCCGCCAGCUUCCGCCACAUCACCGUGUCGCGGGAGGGCAACUUGAUUUGUUGCAGCCUCCAGGACAACUCCCUGGCCUUAGUGGACAGCAUCCAUGGCUAUGUAAGACCGCGCUACAUCCACGCAGUGGACAUUCCAAUGGAGAAGGUGUUCCAGAAGCCAGGCAAGCGAAAACGUGGUGCUGACCCACUGAAGCCUCUGCCGAUAUUGCACCCGCUGGCAGGCGGCGGCGUGGCGGCGUCCUCCGGGCGCCGCGUCGCCUUCCUCUCGGAGCCGGACACCGCCGCGGCGGUGCUGGACCGAGGGGGCAGCACCAGCAGCGAUGAGGCCCAGCGCUGGGUUUUGCAGCAGCUGGUGUUCAGCACCAAUGCCACAUGUAUCUUGACUUGUGAGAGCCGAGUGUCGCCGGCGCUGCAGCGGUUUGAUCCGGAUUCAGCCUUCAGCUGCAUGCUGAAGUGGUGGACCAGGGAUGCCUCGGGGCGCUACUUCCCGGACAGCGUUUGCAACAACCCUCACGCAGACGAUGUGACCGUGGCCCUGGCGAGUCCAGAGGACGAGGGCGUCUUCUUCACUGCGUCUAGAGACGGGCACUUCAAGAUGUGGGACCGCCUGGCUCCCGCCUGA
Effrenium voratum is the source of this 2628-nucleotide messenger RNA. The record is from the annotation of a GenBank genome assembly. NCBI's taxonomy places the organism in Eukaryota, Dinophyceae, Suessiales, Symbiodiniaceae.